Messenger RNA from Talaromyces proteolyticus, 1041 nucleotides. RefSeq names its product malate dehydrogenase, NAD-dependent. Gene Ontology annotation, biological process: malate metabolic process; tricarboxylic acid cycle. Gene Ontology annotation, molecular function: L-malate dehydrogenase (NAD+) activity. The transcript is spliced from 9 exons. Lineage: Eukaryota; Fungi; Ascomycota; Eurotiomycetes; Eurotiales; Trichocomaceae. Gene Ontology annotation, cellular component: cytoplasm. The record is from RefSeq and is a predicted model, not a curated record. The coding region runs from base 1 to 1041 and encodes 346 amino acids.
AUGGUUAAAGCAGUUGUCCUCGGCGCCUCCGGUGGCAUCGGCCAACCUCUCUCUCUUCUCCUCAAAGCCAGCCCUCUCGUCGACGAGCUCGCUCUCUACGAUGUAGUCAACACCCCUGGUGUGGCUACUGAUCUCUCGCACAUCUCGAGCCCCGCUAAAAUAGAGGGAUACUUGCCAGCGGAUGAUGGUCUCAAAAAGGCACUCACUGGUGCUGAUAUCAUUGUCAUUCCUGCUGGAAUUCCCCGUAAACCUGGAAUGACCCGUGACGACCUUUUCAAGGUCAACGCUGGUAUCGUCCAGACUUUGGUCAAAGGUAUAGCAGAGUUUAGCCCUAAGGCCUUCGUGCUCAUCAUUUCCAACCCGGUCAACUCCACCGUCCCAAUUGCUGCCGAAGUCUUGAAGGCGGCCGGUGUUUUCGACCCCAAGCGCCUCUUCGGUGUUACUACUUUGGAUGUUGUGCGUGCCGAGACAUUUGUUCAAGAGUAUAGUGGAGAGAAGGAUCCCUCCAAGGCCACUGUUCCUGUCGUUGGAGGUCACUCUGGAGACACAAUUGUGCCUCUUUUCAGCCAAGCAAAGCCGUCUCUGAACAUCCCUGCCGACAAAUACGACGCCUUGGUGAACCGUGUUCAAUUCGGCGGUGACGAGGUGGUCAAGGCCAAGGACGGUGCUGGCUCAGCUACCCUCUCGAUGGCAUACGCUGGAUACAGAUUUGCCGAGAAUGUCAUCAAGGCUUUGAAGGGCACCGAGAGCGUCGCAGAGCCCACAUUUGUUUAUCUCCCCGGUGUGCCAGGCGGUGAUGCCGUUGCUAAAGUGACUGGCGUGGACUUUUUCUCCGUGCCUGUGGAACUUGGGCCUGACGGUGCCAAGCGUGCCAUCAAUAUCCUUGAAGCCGCCACCACGGAAGAAAAGAAAUUGCUCGAAGUUGCCGUCAAAGGCCUCAAAACGAAUAUUGACAAGGGCAUUGACUUCGUCAAGAACCCCCGCCAAACUAGGAGGGCACUGCUAAUUCAGUUGUCUUGGAAGAUAGGCUUUGAUACGUGA